CCCUGCACCGACACGCACACAUAUACACUCUGAAACACACAUGAAGCAUGAUGUUAAACUGCUGACAGACAGCCACCACACAAACACACAGACACACACCUCAGCACACACUCCACGGAGAGGGACACUCGCUGCUGCUAAUCACUGGUGGGAUGGAGGGGGGCUAACCUUGUGGAAAUUUUCCAUCUUUUAUGUUGUUUUUUUUCUUAUUUUACAGCUGCUUUGUGGAAUAAUGAUCAAAUGUUCUUGAUGGGACUGGCUGGCGUGCAAAAGGGGAAGAAGAAGCAGUCCAGAAAAUGCACUGUGGGGAUCCCAGCAUCAACUGACAGCAGCGUGAAAGUGAAGUAAACUUGUUUAUUUCGCAGGCGCUCAGUGCUGACGGCAGCUGUAUACAACAGUUAUCAACAUCACCGCCACGGCCAUGCCUCGUUUAGGAGAUCCACAACCCCGUUAGUUCUUCCUGCCACCCCAUCACCUGGGCCCUCGCACGCCCUCAUGACUCCAGGCCAUCUGGCUCACAGCUACCCCGUCAACUUCUACUGCUGUCGGAAACAUCGAGGCACAUCCAGGCGCUGCCAACCUGGGACACCCCAGGGUCACCUUUGCCUUUGAUGCAUGGAUCCCGACAGGACUGGGGGCGGAGGAAUGAGGAGGAACAUGUUCCUCUGGUGGAUCUUAUUGCUUUUCUCCCAAGGAUUUGUAUUUCGCAACGUUCAAGGGGAACUUCCUUUUAUCUCGGGGAACAAUGCUGCCAUGCUGGUCAACUGGAAUGCUGUUGACGGAAACAAGAAAUUGUUCGCAAUCUAUGACACGAGCGUCAAUGAACCGGGCAACAUGUCUUUCGUGAAGGAGACGGUGGAUAAACUACUGAAGGGAUAUGAUAUCCGACUGAGGCCGGACUUUGGAGGUGCCCCUGUUGCAGUCGGGAUGAGCAUAGACGUGGCCAGCAUAGACAUGGUGUCAGAAGUCAACAUGGACUACACAUUGACCAUGUAUUUCCAGCAGUACUGGCGGGACAAGCGUCUAGCCUACAUAGGAAUCCCCCUCAACUUGACCCUGGAUAACAGGGUUGCAGACCAGCUCUGGGUCCCUGACACCUAUUUCCUCAACGACAAAAAGUCUUUCGUCCACGGAGUCACCGUCAAAAACCGCAUGAUCCGCCUGCAUCCAGAUGGAACCGUUCUUUACGGCCUCAGGAUAACUACAACAGCAGCGUGUAUGAUGGAUCUUAGGAGGUAUCCCCUGGAUGAACAGAACUGCACUCUGGAGAUAGAGAGCUAUGGCUACACCACAGACGACAUCGAGUUUUACUGGAAAGGAGGCGACACGGCUGUAACGGGGGUGACGCGGAUCGAGUUACCUCAGUUCUCCAUUGUCGAUUACAAGCUGGUGUCCAGAAACGUAGUCUUUUCCACAGGUGCCUACCCUCGACUGUCUCUGAGCUUCAAGCUAAAGAGGAACAUCGGCUACUUCAUCCUGCAGACGUACAUGCCAUCGAUCCUGAUUACCAUCCUCUCCUGGGUCUCCUUCUGGAUAAAUUACGACGCGUCAGCAGCCAGAGUGGCUCUAGGGAUCACCACGGUGCUGACAAUGACCACUAUCAACACCCACUUGAGAGAGACGCUGCCCAAGAUCCCCUACGUCAAGGCCAUCGACAUGUACCUGAUGGGCUGCUUCGUCAUGGUCUUCCUGGCCCUGCUGGAGUACGCCUUUGUCAACUACAUCUUCUUCGGGAGGGGUCCCCAGAUGCAGAAGAAGCUAGCGGAGAAGGCAGAGAAAGCCAACAAUGAGAGGGCAGCAAAGUACGACGCUGCAAGGGAGGCAGGUAGUAGGACCGCAUCCCUAAAGCGGUCCAAUCAGGUUAAAGGUCUUCGCCACUCACGCUCGGCGGAACCGCACGGCCACGGGAACAUCCUGCUAACCACCCUGGAGAUCCAUAACGAGGUGGCGGGGGGCGAGAUCACCACCAGCUUGGCGGACAUUAGGAACUCUCAGUCCAUGGUGCAGUUGGACAGCACGGCCUCGUCGCACAUCCAGUACCGCAAGCAGAGCGGCGGGAUCGGCCCACGCUCCACCAGCAAGCACUCCCUGGACCGGGCCGCUCAGCUGAAACGCAGCCGUCUGCGGAGGCGGUCCUCGCAGCUCAAAAUCAAAAUCCCCGACCUGACGGAUGUGAACGCCAUCGACCGCUGGUCACGGAUCAUCUUCCCUUCUGUUUUCUCACUGUUCAACCUCGUCUACUGGCUCUACUAUGUCUGAUUGGACUGUUUUGUUGAGAUGUUUGUUGUUGCUUGUUUGAUUUUUUUUCUUCAUUUUGUUUCUUUUUCUUCCUUUUGUCCUGUUGCUUUUAUACAUGAUCAAAUCUAUCGAAUUAAAGACUGCAACCCUUCAAGACAAAAAAACAACAGACUGAGAAAGGACCAAGUUCUUGUCAAAAUUGUUUUUAUAUUUGCAGUCUUUGAAUCCUUAGUACCAAGGUGUUUUUAUUUUCAAAAGUAUGUACUGUAAUUGGGACUUGUGACAGUCAUUUCCCAACAUUUGCCCUUUCAGUAAUGUGUAAAUAGAGAGAUACAAAGCCAGCAAUUGAAUAAAUAAUACAGAAUUAGCAAAAAACAAACACAAUAGCAGUUAACGCAAUGAUUUUUCUAAAAAAAAACAACAACUUUAUACUACACAGGUGGUCAAAUAAAUGCAGGCAAUUCCUAAAAGUCCAUUAAACAAACUAAUGUAUGUUUGACUGGUACCAUAUGCACUACUAAUGCAUGUAAUGAUCAACCAUAGUGAAGAAAUUACUCCUUUUUUGCCUUGGAUUAUGUCACAACUUUACAGAAGACUCUGUUGAUGUGUAUUUGUUUAUAGCAUUAAUAAUAUACAGAAUACUUGCUAUUAACCAUGUCAUUUGUUGAUCUGGUAAAACUUUACCCAAAAAUAAUAAUUUAAAGUUGAGGAUUUUAUCCUCUGUUCAGGAUGAUUGUGACUCAGGUUCUGAAUCUUUUGCUAUUUGACAUCUUUUUCUUGACGAAGAAAAGUGUCACUGAUCCUUUUUGGUAACUUGAUAAGGAAAAGAAAGCACAAAUACGAAUAAAACUGCCAUUUUUUCACUUCUACCUUCUGGUAACAGCGCUCAAGUGAUAGCAUGACAGAAUUGCACUCAAAUUUAUCAAACUUCUUCUAAAAAAUUGUCUUACUUUCAUUUAAAACAACUGCCAAGGGCCUUUUGGGCGACACGGUUACUUAACCCAUGAAAUAUUAUAAUAUUUUUGUACUCUGUGUCUUCAGGUAUUCCUUUGACUUUCCUAACCCGUCUUUUUUUUUUUGCUCAACACUAACUGUGUUAUGGUGAGGAAUGAAAUCCAUUUUUUGUAUAUAAGUACAUAUGUGUAUAUACAUAAAUGUAUAUAUAUAUAUACUGUGUGUACAACCCAAAAUGAAAUUGAUCUGAGAAUUUUGUGAUUGUCAUACUGGCUAUUAAAUGUCAGAAUAUUUAGUGCAAAAAAGACACAAAAAAAGACAAGGAUUAAACAAAUUAACCAACAGGUCAGUUUCAAGCAUCAGUUUAGUUUUUUUGUGGGGCACUCUGAAUAUCUUUACAAACAUCCGACCAUGUUCAAGACCACACUAGACACUGUAUGUAUGUUCACCCUGCAUUUUAGAGUUACUGUAUGCCCCACCAUACAGCAGCAGAUUCAAAUGGAUUUCAUUGAUUCCACAGACGGACCACAAUAACCGGUCUGUGGACUAAUAAGCACAUGCUAGCGCUGAAUGUAAUGACUGUAUGCAUUCUUCAGGGAGAGGAUAAUGAGCCAUGGUCAUCGUUUCUCCAUCAGAAUGUAACACGCCCAUUCUUACAAGUGACGAAGAAAGAGAGGGAAGAAAUGGUGUUUUAAGAGUGUGUGCAUGUGCGUGCGUGUGUGUGUGUGUGUGUAUGCGAGAGAUGGGAAAUGGAUAAGGAGAGCUUAAGAUGGGAAGGGCGUGGGUAGACCAUUUAUUUUCUGUGCUGCUUGCUCGACUAUGGGCAAAUGUCAACGUAUAAUAGUUUUGUGGAUAAAAAUAGCUUUCCUGUCCCACUCUUUUGAUGAACUGUGUGCCAUUCCACCUAAGGUCGCAGAGCAAUCAACCAGUUACAACUCAUGGACGAUGAUGUAAAUCUGUCAUUGAUACAUUACAUACAUACAUACAUCGUUUGUGCAUGUACGAGAAUACAUGUAGAGUAAAAAAAAUGCUACUUGACAACAUUGGGAUCAAUUUAACUAAAACAUUGUUACGUUUUAUGUGUACAGAUUGAUUGAUAUAUGACUAAGAACUGAAUGUAUUGUACUUGGAUUGUUCCUGCAUAAAUGCAAUUUUCUUUCUGGAAA
Molecule: messenger RNA, 4358 nt
Organism: Perca fluviatilis (European perch)
Lineage: Eukaryota; Metazoa; Chordata; Actinopteri; Perciformes; Percidae
Product: gamma-aminobutyric acid receptor subunit beta-3-like
Exons: 11
Coding region: 616-2259 (547 amino acids)
Biological process (GO): nervous system process; chemical synaptic transmission; signal transduction
Cellular component (GO): neuron projection; synapse; membrane
Molecular function (GO): GABA-A receptor activity; neurotransmitter receptor activity; extracellular ligand-gated monoatomic ion channel activity
Source: RefSeq, a predicted model, not a curated record